Molecule: messenger RNA, 2849 nt
Organism: Arvicanthis niloticus (Nile rat)
Lineage: Eukaryota; Metazoa; Chordata; Mammalia; Rodentia; Muridae
Source: RefSeq, a predicted model, not a curated record
GCCAGUUCUUCCACAGGUGCACUACUCUGACUCUGUUGCAGCUCCCUCUAAACCAUUUCCAGGAUUUUAGCAGCUUUCACCCCUGCUCGGGAGCCUGCAAGCAUGUUUCUCGCAAAGGCGAUCCUGGAAGGUGCAGAUCGGGGUCUUGGAGGGGCUCUUGGAGGCCUUCUUGGAGGAGGUGGUCAGGCAAGAGCAGGCGGGAGCAACAUCGGAGGGAUCAUUGGAGGAAUUGUCAAUUUUAUCAGCGAGGCUGCCGCAGCUCAGUACACCCCAGAGCCGCCUCCUCGACAGCAGCAUUUUACCGUCGUGGAAGCCUCGGAAAGUGAAGAAGUCAGGCGUUUUCGGCAGCAAUUUACACAGCUGGCUGGACCUGACAUGGAGGUGGGUGCAACUGACCUGAUGAAUAUUCUCAACAAAGUCCUUUCUAAGCAUAAGGAGCUGAAGACGGAUGGCUUCAGCCUUGACACCUGCAGGAGCAUUGUGUCCGUCAUGGACAGUGACACCACAGGGAAAUUGGGCUUUGAGGAAUUUAAGUACCUGUGGAACAACAUCAAGAAAUGGCAGUGUGUUUUCAAGCAGUAUGACAGCCACCAUUCUGGCUCCCUCAGAAGCUCCCAGCUGCAUGGGGCCCUGCAGGCAGCAGGCUUCCAGCUAAAUGAGCAACUUUACCUCAUGAUUGUCCGCCGGUAUGCUGACGAAGAUGGCGGUAUGGAUUUUAACAACUUCAUCAGCUGCCUGGUUCGCCUGGAUGCCAUGUUUCGGGCUUUCAAGACUCUGGACCGAGAUAGGGAUGGGCUGAUUCAGGUCUCCAUCCGAGAGUGGCUGCAGCUGACCAUGUAUUCCUGAAACGAACGCAGAGAGGUAGAGACCCUCCCUGGAUGACAGGUCUGCAGAAAGCCUUGUCAUAUGAGCCACAGCUCAUAGCCCACCCACCAGCUACCAUUUCUUGGUAUAAUGUUUUUUUUUAUACUCUUUUAUAACGUUGCAUAUUCCUGACCGUAGUCUACACUUCACUGCUUAAUUAAAACUUUUUUUUUUGACAGAAAGUGUUCAGAGUGGUUUGUAGAUCAGUUGUUUUUGGGAGAGGACAUACAGAGGCAUGUAUAUGUGAUGGGCAGAUGUUGGUUGAGUUUGAAAGGUUGUUCAAUCCUGGUGAAUGGAUCUGCAUUGCUUACAAUCACUGGCUACCUCAAGAAAGCAUCAGGAGGUGGACCACUUUGCCCUUCAAAGGCUGAGAGGGAAAGGUUAGAAGUUGUCUUUUCUAUUGAAAGUUUCACAUUUGGUCCCAUACUAUGAAGAAGUGCACUUUGCAGAAAACUUACUUUACUGUAUAGGAAUGGGUUAAAAACAUGAGCUGGAGCAAUUUUAUGUCAGGGGUAUCAUUUUAUAAAAAAAUAUAAAGCACCUGCCUAAGAGUCUAGAGCCCUUCUUCUGUUUUCUAGUAAGACAAACACAGCGGGUUUUGUCUUGGUGAGUUUGUGACGAGUCAAAGGCCUGGAGGAAUACAAAGGUGGAUCUGUUGUUCAGCGUCCUUGGCCGCCUGAACGAAUCAAAAUGAUUCUUCUUCCCUUUACUUCGCACAGACUCAGGCGCACCCAGGUGAUAUUAGCCAGCUCUUGUCCUGUCUUGCCCUACCUCAGAGUAAGGAAAGUUCUUUUGCUUAUCUUUGGAAACAACAGGCAAGGGGAAAGAAAAAAAAGAGAGAGAGAAAAGAACAAGACAAAACACAUAAUUAGCAGUCAAUGAAGUGGAAUAUGAAGCCGAAUAGACAACAGAUAUUGCUGACUUUUAUUGCUGACGUUUGAGGUUCUGGCUGCAAUUUAGCACUGCAGGGAGAAUCCUUUAGCAAUGACUGACUCCCAGAUGAAGUGAAGUCUCUUCAGAAACCUCUCCUCCUUAAGCUCCUCAGGCCAUGCUAAUGAGCUGCCAAGCUGACAGUCCUAAGCUAUGGCUGUCUCCCAGGGUUUUUCAAAUCUGUCCCAGUCAGAACUGCCAAGCAGGAGGCUGCCUCUGAUCAAGAAUGGGAGAAUGGGAACAGUAAGAACCUGCCAGCCUGCAUCUGCAUUAACCCUGUCUUUCUGCUGCACAGCUCUUCAUCUGGCUAGAUUAUGUUGGUAUAAGCUAUUUGUUUCAGCUGAGCAAGCAAAGCCCAGGAAGCACGUAUGUUGGAACAGACUGCGCAAGAGAGGCUCUGUUGCAAGCCACUGUUCCUCCAUUCUCUGCCCGUCAGUACUUUGCACUUUGCUGUGUUUAGUUCAUUCCUUCCAUCCUGGGGCCACUUUGGAGACUCCUUCUGGGAUCAAAACUAAAUUAUUUUUCCUCCUUUAACUCAUUUAAAAGAAAGACGUAACUAUGGGAACAGAACGACAUAGCCGGCCUCUUAGGAGGUCUAGAGCUCCUGCCAGAAAGCCCCAGUGAGGCUGGGAGAGGUUGGCAUUUGGACUCUGUGUACAGCGUCACUGCCAUCAUGUAGCAUUUAUGAAAUACCACACACAUAAUUCUGAACUGAGCCAAGCACAAAGAUCGCAUCUGCUUUCUUCAAGGGACUUGUAAUUUCCCUUGGUCUGAUAGUCGGCGUAGGCCAACCGUGGGUAUUUAAGUGUGAAGCUGCUGCCAGCAAGCACACAUCCAUACCAGCCUAACUACUGCAGAGUAAACCCAGGAAAACGUCAGACACGGGAGCAGCAGAGUAGCCAGGAAAGGGAGCAAGCUGCCAAGAUGUCUGUCAGGACUCAGAAUAUUUUUCUAAUUUUAUCUCCACAUUGUGAUUGUAAAAAGGACAAGGUAGAGCCUGUGGUUUUAUUCCAAUCUUCAUGAUAAAUGUCUUAUAAAACUCUCAAUGCAUACUA